UUAAUCAAAAUUUCGUUUUAUUUAAAUGUCAAUAGUACUAAAUGUAGCAUUAGUAAAUCCAGAAGGAAUUAAAAAUUAGGAAUAUAUUAAGUAACUGGGCCAUUUUAGAAUGAGCUACGUCCACAAAGGUCCUAGACUCUUCCAAGACCGAGGUGAUAUUAAACCUGAAAGAAGGAGGUCAGAAUCACGACUUAAAACGUACCCGUCUUCCCUCGAUCUGCGCAACUGGUGUUACGUAGUCGAAGAUAGAAGAAAACACAUAAUAGAAUUAAUAGCCAAAGAUAUUGAAAAAUGUACUGGAAGAGUUGUUCCCAUAAAGUCGAUUAUCGAUGCUUUGAUGGCGUCCAAAAAUGCCGAUAUUGCGCACUUGAAGAACUCGUUGCAACAACUUUGGGAAUUUAUCAAUGACUUGCAAUUAUCGGAUAAAGAUUUGAUGAGAAUGGAUCGCAUGAAACGCGCCAUGAGAGGUAUAUACCUGGAUGAUGCACCAUUGUUAGAAUUAAAUUCCGAUGAGUGUAUCGCAAAGCGACGUCACGAUAGAGAGCGGACUGAAAUUGAGGCUCUAAUUAAAACUUCCUCGGGGGAAGAAUCUUUGGGCCGAGUUCGAACCAAAUUUAACGGUCCUGCGAAAUUAGUUACAAGAAUUAAAGGUGUCGAUACCGGUUUUAGCAUCGGACCGGUGGUUGAUUUGUCCAAACCGGGGCAGAUAACGGUGAAAGCUCACGCCCCGACGAAACUCGGCACCAAAAUAAAAAAAGUGCAGCCCCUUAAAAAAGAAAAGCCGCGGGAACUUUCGAAGGCGAGCGAAGUGCUCGUCAAUCGGGAUCCGCUGCCCAAAAGAGAGGCAGCAAGUUCCCCGAUCAGGGAGAGGAAAUUAGGGGAAGUUAAGGACGAAGUGAUAAAUGGGGCCAUACGCGAUCGGCUGACUGCGGCAGAGAUGCUUUGCGAAAGACAGAACGCGGCAAUUGACAAACUCGAAAAAGAACGCGACACCUUAGAAAGAAAAUUAAAGGAAUGUCUCAAAGAACUUGGGACUUUUAAGAAACUAGAACCAAUGUCACUUCUCUCCGAGUCAUACCAAGACGAAAAUAAAAUGUCAACCUUAUUAGACCUCCAAGAUAAAUUACACGAUCUAGAAAGAGUUACACAAGAAAGAGACGAUCUGAAAAAUAAAGUGUGUCUGCUAGAACAGAAACUGAUGCAAUAUCAGAAUCUGCCUGAUGAGUUGGGUACCAUAAGGAGCAGCACCGAAAUGUUAGAUAGCGUCAUGAAAGAACGCGACAAACUGAGUCAAAAAAUCAAACAAUUAAAGGACAUGGAGAAGGAGGUGUUAAAACUUAGAAAAAAAGCGGACCGCGUGGACGAGUUGGAACGCGAAUUGAGAUCGCACAGUAAGUUGGAGAAAAGCUCUGGUACAGAAUUGAAAAAAUCCCAAUCGAUGUAUGAGAACCUGGAAAGAGAACUCAAAAACACCAAAUCUGAGCGCGACGCCAUGGCGAAACGGAUAGAGAACCUUAAAAAAGAAGUCGAUAGUAACAAAUCGAAAAUCAGGGAAGCUGAGAUGUUACGUCUAGAAAGAGAUGGUUUGCAGAUUAAAUUAAAUGAGCUAAAUGAAAUUCAGGCCCAAUUCGAAGUUGUCAUGGAAAAACUCAAAACAUUCGACACAAUCAAGGACGAGCGAGACAUGUACAAGCAAAAAUACGAGGAAAUUCUGGAGAUGGAAUGUAGGUGCGAAAUGUUACAGUCCCAAGUCGACGAAGCACAUUUCAUGAUCAGAGAGAGGGACCACCUGAAGAAACAAGUCCACGAUCUUGAAACGUGCAUUUGCGAACAAGAGAACGAAAUCAAACGAUUAAUUUCCCAAAUGGAUUCCAAUAACAUUGUCACCUCCUUUAAAGAAGAAUUGACAUCUAAAACCCAAAUACUAUCGAACUUAGAAAAAAAACUUGAUUUGCAAAGAGUUCGUAUAGAAGAACUAGAGAUACUCUUGCACAAAGCGGAACACGCACUUAGUCAAAAAGAUUGUCACAUCAAAUGUCUAGAAAAUCAGUUAAAUGAUCGAGAAUAUUGCAUAAACAGGAGCAAGAAGUUAAACCAAAAGGAAUUCGAGUCGGUGGAACUGAUGAGGCGCGAACUGGACGCGGCCAAAGCAGAAAAUAAAAAGCUACAAGAUAUUGCGAACAAAAUGAUCUCGUUGACGGGAGACGGACACGUUAAGAAAAUGCUGAAACAAUCGGAGUGCGCUAUCAAACGGGUGGUUCAGGAAUUGGGCAAACAGUACCGCGAAUGGGACAGCAAAAAUAAAAAAAAUGGAGACGCGGAAGAUUGUACGUGCCCGACCGAGGAACUGUCAGGAAGCGACGAUUGCGAAAAAUUGAGGAAAGACUUGGAAGAGUUACAGAACGAAAAACAAAAUCUGGAACAUACUUUGAAACAUUUAAAAAAAGACGGGUUGCCGCCGGAACGGCACAGAAAUUUUGUACAAGACGGGCCUCAAAUUGUUGGUCAACAAAAGAAGGAAACUUCUGUUAAAAAAUAUAAAUAUUCCAGAAAGGAUAUUGAAUUAGACAUGGAGAGGGUUAAGCCGUAUCAUAAGAAAAAAAUACGGAAAAAACCGAGAACUACAAAAAGAACAAAACCGUAUCCUGAAGAAGAGGAUACAACGCCUAAAAAAAUGAAAGUCAGGCCAGAUCUCGGCAAAAAGCAGAUCGAACCAAAAGAAGAAUAUAAAUUAAGAAGGGUAGAGGUCGGGAAAGAGUUAUCAGCAAGACGAGCACAAAUCGAUAGAGAAAAAAGGUCACCGAAAUUAGAUGACAGUAAAUUUCGAGAGGAACGUUUAGAAAUGCCAAGAAAAAUAAUUAAAGAAACUCCAGAAAAGUACAAACCCAAAAAGGAGAGGAGACCAAGAUACGAAAAAUAUCCGGUGGACCAACCCGUUACAAAAAUUCCUAAAGCUGAGAUUCCAGAGGAAGGACUGGAAAGCGACCAAGUUAUUCCGACAAGAGGAGAAAUAGAAAUAGAUAAAGUACCUGUUGUUCCAAAAGCAGAAGAAAAAAUUCAAACAGACGAGGACGAGAAAAUAGUUAAGGAUGAAAAACUGCCGAAAAAGAAAAUACUUGCGGAACGAAAAGAAGCGAAUAAAGAAAUUCCAAAAAUAGAAGAGGAGGAACUGCGAAAAGAAAAAGAACGAAGAGGUAGAGGUAGGAGAGUUGUUCCUGAAUCCAAGAAACCGCCUGGAAUUUUAGCUGCGAAAGAAAAAAAGGAGUACCCUAAAAAAGAAACAAAGCCUUUUUUAGUAGAAGAAAAGAGGUUAGGUGUUACUCCUGAACUAGAUAAGGAGAAACCUGAAAAAUCAAUGGACUAUACUAUACCCAAGGAACGUAGAAUUGAAGUUGACCUCCAGAAAAAGGAAACUGGAAAACGAAAAGGAAAGAAGAAAAUGCAAGAAGCAACUGAUGAAAGACUGAUAAUCGAGGAAUUCGAAGAAGUGAAAGAUAAAGAUAUAGACCCUCAGAAAAAAUAUGAAGAUAUACCAACAAAGGAAACGAAAGAACAAAAAAUAGUUCUCGAAGACAGACGAAAAAAAAAAGCGAAGGCACCCGAUGAAAUAGAUACUAGGAAGGAUGAAGACAUAAGAUCAAAAGAAUUGAAGCAACCAAAAAUUGAUCUUGAAGAUCAACGGGAAAAGGAGCAGAUGGAAAAGGUCCCAAGAAAAGCAUUACCUACCGAAAUAGCUAAAAUAGAAACUCAACGGAAAUUGGUAUCACCGGAAGAAAUUUACGCUCCUAAAGAUGAGGAUAUACCAGCAAAGGAAUUGAAGGCACCAGGAAUAGACACCGAAGACAAACGAAAGAAGCUGAAAAAGAUAGCAAGAAAAGAAAUACCUACCGAAAUAGCAAGAAUAGAAACACAAAGGGACUUGGUGCCACCUGAAGAUGCACAGGAGGAUGAAGAUAUUGAAAGUGAAUUGAAAAAACCAAUUAUAGACGAGAAAGGCAAACGGAAAAAGAUCAAAAAAAUUCCAAGAAAAGAAGUACCUAGCGAAAUAGUAAAAUUGGAAUCUCAAGAAGACCUGGUCAUAACGGAAGUUCGAAAGGAUGAGGAUAUUCCAGGAACGGAAUUGAAAGACAUAAUAAUAGACCAUGAAGACAAACUGGAAAUUGCGGAAAAAAUUCCAAAAAUGGAAAUACCUAGCGCAAUAGCUAAAUUAGAAACUCAAAGGGACCUGGUUUUAACGGAAGAUGUAGAUGUUCGUGAAGAUGAGGAUAUACCAGUAAAGGAACCCAAAGAUCUCGCAGAAAAGCGAAAAAAAGAGAAAAAAGCUCCAAAAAAGGACAUGCCUACCAAAAUAGCUAAAAAAGUUCAAAAGGAUGAGGAUAUUCCUACAAAGGAAUUGAAAGACAUAAUAAUUGACAGCGCAGGCAAACCGAAAAAGGUGAAAGAAGUUCCAAGAAAGGAAAUGCCUAGCGCCAUAGCUAAAUUAGAAACUGAAAGUGACCUGGUACUACCGGAAGAUAUAGAUGUUCGCGAAGAUAUACCAGCAGAGGAAUUACGGGAACCAAAAACAGAUCUUGUAGAAAAACGAAAAAAGGAGAAAAAACCUCCAAGAAAGGAUGUGCCUAGCGAUAUAGCUAAAUUAGAAACUCUAAGAGAUCUGGUGGUACCGCAAGAUAUAGAUGCUCGUGAGAAUGAGGACUUACCAGCAAAGGAAUUAAAAGAACCAGAAAUACAUGUCACCGAAAAACUAAAAAAAGAGAAAAAAACUCCAAGAAUGAAAAUGCCUAGCGAAAUAGCUAAAUUAGAAACUUCAAAAGACCUAGUGGUACCGGAAGAUACAGAUGCUCGUGAAGAGGAUAUUUCAGAAAAAGAAUUAAGGGUACCAAAAAUAGACAUAGCAGAAGCAAAAAAAUUGAAAAAAGCUCCAAGAAAGGAAAUACCUAGCGAAAUAGUUGAAUUAGAAACUUCAAAAGACCCGGUGGUACAGGAAGAUACAGAUGCUCGUGAAGACGAUAUAUCAGCAAAAGAAUUAGGAGUACCAAAAAUAGACAUCGCAGAAAAAUCAAAAAAAGUGAAAAAAACUCCAAGAAAGGAAAUACCUAGCGAAAUAGUUGAAUUAGAAAGUCCAGAGGAGUUAGUGCUACCGGAAGAUACGGAUGCUCGUGAAGAGGAUAUAUCAGCAAAAGAAUUAGGGUUACCAAAAACAGACAUCGCGGAAAAACCAAAAAAAGGGAAAAAAACCCCAAGAAAGGAAAUACCUAGCGAAAUAGUUGAAUUAGAAACUCCAAGGGAGUUGGUGUUACUGGAAGAUACGGAUCCUCAUGAAGAGGAUAUAUCACCAAAAGAAUUAGGGGUACCAAAAAUAGACAUAGCAGAAAAACCAAAAAAAGGGAAAAAAACUCCAAGAAAGGAAAUACCUAGCGAAAUAGUUGAAUUAGAAACUCCAAGGGAGUUCGUGCUACCGGAUGCUCGUGAAAAAGAUGUAUUAGCAAAAGAAUUAGGGGUACCAAAAAUAGACAUAGCAGAAAAACCAAAAAAAGGGAAAAAAGCCCCAAGAAUGGAAAUACCUAGCGAAAUAGUUGAAUUAGAAACUCCAAGGGAGUUGGUGCUACCGGAAGAUACGGAUGCUCGUGAAGAAGAUAUACGAGUAAAAGAAUUAAUGGCACCAAAAAUCGACAUUGCAGAAAAACCAAAAAAAAUAAAAAAAACUACAAGAAAGGAAAUACCUAGCGAAACAGCUGAAGUUAAAACUCCAAGGGAUCUGGUGCUACCAGAAGAUAUAGAUGCUCAUGAGGAUGAGGAUAUCCCAGCAAAAGAAUUAAAGGAACCAAAAACAGAUCUCACAGAAAAACGAAGAAAGGAAAAAAAAGCUCCAAGAAAGGAAAUUCCCAGCGAAAUAAUUAAAUUAGAAACCCAAAGGGUACUGGAAGAAAUACAUGCUGAUGAAGAAAUACCAACGAAGGAAGUAAAGGAUCAAAAAUUAGAUCUUGAAGAAAAACCUAAAAAAGAGAAAAGCGCGCCAAGAAAAGAAAUACCAACCGAAAUAGCAUUAGAAACGCAAAGAGACGUGGUGAUACCAGAAGAAAGAGAAGUUCAGAGACCCAAAAGAGAAGCACCAGAUAAAAUUAAAGAAAAAAUUGCAAAGGAAAAAGAACGAAGAGGAAGGGGCAGAAGGAUAGCAGUUGAGGAAACUAAGAAACCGCCUGGUGUCGUGGAGGUGGAAUCUCAAAUAUUGCGAAAAGAAGUAAUGAAACCUUCGGAGAUAGUGCCCGGUAUUGAUGCCAAGGAGCCAAUGACAACAGAUCAAGUCCCAGGGAAACCCAAGGAACUGAAACCUAAAAUACAAGAACGGGCGGUAAUAGCUAAAAAAGAAAAAUAUCCCCAAAUUGAAGAAGAAAGGGCAGGUGAAGAAAAACUUGUUCAAGAUCGGCCACAUGUACCUGAGACGGAUGAAGAAUAUGUAGAACAUGUAUUGGGAGAACGGGAAGAUGUUGAAAAAAUCGACACUAAACGAAUACCAAAAGAAGUUAAGAAACUCGAAGUUCCGGGGGAUGAAAUGGUUAAAAGUGCAGACGCAGUUGAGGAGAAAGACGAUGAACGGGAUGAAGACGCGACAAAACCCAGUAUACCUGAAGAUCAAUUAAGCAAAAUAGAGCGUUAUGCGAUGGAGAAAGCUGAAGAGGAGCCCAAAGAUAUUAGACGAGAAGACGAUACAUUUGAAAAAAUCUCUAAAGUCAGAAAACCGGAAAUAGUUAAAAUAGAAGAAGAAACAAAAGUUAUACAAAAGGAUAUGGAGGACAAGGAAAAGGAUGAUUCUUUCAAAAAAGAAAUCACGAAAAAAAUUCCUACACGAGAGCAGUUAAUAAGAGACGAUAGAGUUAUACCCAUAGUCAAGGACGAAGAGGAAUUUAGGCGACUUGUAGAUAAAUUGCCAGUGCCACUUAAAAAAGAAAUUGAGAAACACAUUGAUCCAGAAUUAAUAACAAAAGAAGAGGAGGUAACACCAAUUGAAUUAACGCCAAUUAAAAAAAAAACAACAGUUGGCGAGGAUGCGAAACUAAGAAUAGAAGACAUCCCUGCGGAACCAAAACAGAUUAUUGAAAAGCGAAAGGAAAAAAAAUCUAAAGCUGCCCCAGAUAAGCAAGACGCAAAAUUGGAGGUAGCAGAUGACGAGCCACAAGUGAAAGAGUUGAUUGCAGCAAAAACAGUUCCUAUUACCGAUAAACAGCUAGAACCAACACUAGAGAAAACAGAAAUUAGCGAAACGAGGAAAAUUGACGAAGAGGAAUCAGAUAAAGAAAUUCUACAGUAUAAAGAAGUUGGUAUUCAAGAUACAGUCACAGACAAAGUGAAGUACGAACAAGAAAAAAGAGUUGUGGAAAAGCCCGCAAUGGAAGCUAAGUGGAAGAAAAUGCCACCUGCAGCAGUCGAAUUUGAAAAAAUUGCGGAACAAAUGGAAGUAGCGGAAAGCGAAGAAGUUUAUUUUGAUGAUCAAGAAGAUUUAAAAAAAAUUGAAGAUUUGGAGGUAAAAGCAGAAAAGAAAGCUGUCAAAAAGCACCUCAGAAAAAUUGAUGUGGUGGAGGAAGUAAAAGUUCAAGUUGCUGAGGACAAAGAAGAAAAAAGGAAAAUAUCUGUUAGACUAGUAGACAAAAUCGAGGCAGAUGAGAGUCCAAAGAUUGUUGUCCUGAACCAAGAGAAAGUAUCAGUUUUUCCAGUCCCUUCGGAGAAACCAGAAAAAGUAGAAAUUGUGGAUGAAAUCCCCAAAGAUAAAAUUCUACAAAAAAUUGAACUAGCCGAAGUGAAUGAAAAAGUGCAAGAAACUAUCCCUGCUGUAGACGAAAAAGCUCUUUUAGCAAAAUUGAAAGACAGAUUCAAGACGGUAGAAGAACAAAUUGAACGGGAACCGGCUGUCAAAUCAGAAGAAGAAAUACAAAUUGACGUGAAAGAAGUAGAGCUCGUCGUCGAAGAUAAACUCCAAAUAAUAGAGGAGAAAGGAGUAGUGCCUAAGAGUCCCGUGGAAUUUGAAUUAGUAGAAAAGGUAAAAAAAGAAAAGAUUGAAAUUGAUAAGGUUGAACUAGAUGAAGAGAAGAAAGAGUCUAUUAUACUGCGUGAACUGAUUCCAAAAAUUAUGGCACAUGAGAGAGAACAAAUUAUUGAAUUAGGACCAGAAAUACAAUUUGCAGAAGAAAAAUUGGAGGAAGCAGAGUUAGAAAUUCCUCAGUUAUUUUUUGAACCCCAGUUAAUUGAUUUGGAAGGAACAGACGGACGCAAAAUCCCGACACUUUUAGAAAAGAAAUUUUCCGAAGAGCACUAUGAAGAAGUUGAUUUUCCAGAAUUAGAGGUAACUGAAAUGCCUCCAAAGGAAUUAGAAUUGAUACCGGUAGACGAUAAGUUAUCACCCAAAGAAUUAUGGGCGGCAGCUGAAAUAGAGAAGGAAAUAUUAGAAGACGACGAGUAUAUCGCUGUGGAGUCAUUAACAGAGUUGGAUGUGGAAUUUGAAAUAGACGAAAGAUUCAAAAAAAUUGACUUGGAAGAUGUCAAGCCAGUACCAAGCUUGGUUAUACCGCCACCUUGCACUUCCACUUGCGCUCGCGAUUUGGUCCCAAUUGCAUUGGAAGAUUUACCUACUUGUGUAGCGAUAUGUGCUCAAACUUCAAUUAAAGAGUUCUUUCUACAACCACAGAAUCUGCGUGAAAUUGAAACCGAUGAUCCUGUAGACGUGUCAGUUAAAACCCAAUUCGUUGCGUUGGAACCACGUAUAGCUCAAAUCACAGAUCGCAAAAUUCAAAAAUCAACCGAAACUGUAUCAGCUAAGCGUUGCCAAGCUACAUGCAGUAUAGUUUCACCUAUAGCUCCUAGAGGGAAACAGAAAGAUGAAAAACCUGUUCCUUGUACAGCAAUAUGUUCAAAUCUAUCACAAGUCACAGUUCGUCGUUACCCUUCGGAUGUCAAUAUCAAGGCGGAUGAUGUACCAGUUUCUACGUGCCGAGCUGAAAAUAAGUGCUUAGCGUUAAGUAGAAUUAAAGAAAGACGUGGACUGUUUGCAGAAGAAACCGGUGGGAUAGUAUUGGGUGCAGUUAAUUUGGCUUCUGAUGCGGUACCACCAGGAUAUUUUUUGCCAGAAGAGAUAAGUCCCAGAAAGUCUUUACCGGAAUGGGCGAACGUUCCGGUCAAUAAGCUAGAGACCAUGGAUAUAGACCUCUCUUUAUCGUGCGAAGAAAACGACUACGCAAUUCCAGAAGAUGUGACAACACAGAAUGUUACAAGAAUUUCCUCUCGACAAGCUUUGGGGUUAGGUUUGGUAACCAUACCAACGAAUCUUGGUUCUUCGGGAAACUUACCAGAAGUCUUGUUCAAAAUAAGAGUUCCCAGUAGAGGACAGUGCAGGGCGCACUGUGCCAUCAUUAAACUAGCAGAACAAGAAGUGGAAACCGACGAAGAUGUUAGUGAUUUACAUACAGAUUCGGAAGUAAUCGAAAAAUUUGUAUCCGUAUUUGAACAGACCACUGAUUAUUACUCGGCUAAUGAAGAUACAGAUAAUCUCACUAAUUACGAGCCUGUUGGCCAAGUUGCGCCUGAAUCGGAAGAGCAAUAUUUGGACCUCCAAGAAAUAGCCGAGAAAAAAUCGUAUCACACACAAACAGAUACUAUUAGUCUUGAAUUUCGGGAACAACAUUUACAAGAUGACAUAAUUGUUAGUGAUUAUCCAGCAAUAGCUCAAAGGUUUGAAGCAGCAAGUACAACAAAUGAUCACCUCACCACAACAACCUCCACCGACACAUUUUACAGUCUCACACAAUCACUCACUCUUUCAAGUAAUGAUGGGCUAAUUUUGUAUGAGACAAUGUCUGAUAGGAUUGCUAAUAAAGCCGUCCAAACUAAACUAUCUGGAAGGUCUGUAGUUGAGCAAACUGAUUCAGAGGCGCUUUUAAGGGCACCGCCAGCUAGUGAACUUGACGGCACCUAUUUGAAUAGCCAAAUAGAAAGGGUUUCCCCACAAGAAAUAUAUUUAGAAGUUUUCGAGACCGAAGAAAAUGUAACAGACCAGCAUGGACAAAUUGAGGUCAAAGAAGCAUAUGGCGCUGAACAACGCAAAAUCGCAUCCAGUGCGCUGGAGCAAUUGGAAAAUAUAAAGCAUAUAGUCGAGGAAAGGGACGAUCUUCGUAAAAAAUUGCAAAAUUCUCAGUACGAGUUAAAUGAACUUAAGAAAAACUUCGCUUUACAUUCCGUCUCAUACGAGGACUCCGAAGAAAAAGACGAUGAAGAAAGCGAAAUAAUGGUCCAUUUCAUUAAGGAUGACACCAAAAGUACCGACGUGACCGAUGACGAAAUUCACCACUUAGAGGAACAAAUAAAGAACAUGAGAAGUUCGUCUCUCGCUCCACAUGAAGAAGCUCAAGCUAUCCGCAAGGAAGUGGAGGUACUGAAAAAAUAUUGUUCUAAAAUGUCGUCCAUUCAGGAAGAGAAUGUAGCGUUAAAAAAAUCUAACAAAGAAUUAGAGGAACGACUGCAAAAAACUGACCAAAAUGAAAGAGACGGUGAAAGUAUUGAAAAGUUGAAAGAAAAGCUAUCAGCUCUUAAUGAAACCACCGCAGAAAGAGACAAAUUAAGAAAAAAAGUAGAGCAAUGUGAGAGACAGCUAAUGGCAUACAACUAUUUGCCAGACGAUGUGGAGGUGUUCAAGGAAAGGUCGCUUUUAUUAGUUGAUGUAAUUCAAGACAGAGAUCGUCUUGCAAAACGAGUAGAACAGUUGAGAGGGACUGAAGAAGAACUUUUGGUAUUGAGAUCCAAAGCGAGCAGAGUAGACGAACUGGAAAGACAGUUGCGAUUGACUACGAGGGAGUUGCAAUUGACGGAGGACGAAUUAGAUAAUAUGAGAAAUAAAUGUACAUUUGCGGAAAUUGAGGUGAUGAACCAAAAAUGCGAAACUGACACGCUGAAAUCAAAAAUGGUCUGCAUGGAACAAGAGGUAGAAACGCUACGCUCCAUAUGCAAGGACCAGGAAAUAUUGCAACUUGAGAAGGAACGACUACAGAACAGCUUGGAUGAGUUAGUUCGCAUGCAAGAUGAUUACGAACACAUGCGCGUACAAAUAAAAGCCAUGGACGUGUUAAGGACCGAACGAGACAGGUACAAGAAAAAGUAUGAAGAACUUUCCGGUUUGGAGUGCGAGUGCGAUAUUUUAAGGGCGCAAGUAGAGAGGGCUAGAGGAAUCGAAUCUGAACGCGAUGCUUUGGAAAACCAAAUAGAAGAUUUGGAAAAAAGCAUUGCAGAACAAGAAGAAGAAAUACGAAGACUUGUUAGUCAUAUCGAUGGGUUAGCUCAAUCCAAGGAAGAUCACAAAGCAAAAAUGAGAAAAGAGAUAUCAGCUUUACGAGCUAAGCUAAAACGGAAAGAAACGUCUGACGAGAAUUUAGUCAAUACUCAAAUGGAACUUGAGAAUUCGUUUAAAACUGUGAAUGAUGAUUUGAGUCAACAAAAUCGAAAUCUACAAGAACAAAUUAAUGAUCUGUCGAACAAUCUAAGGGCUGUUGCUGCAGAAAAAGAAUUCCUAAGCAAUAAAGUGAACGAAACACAACGUAUAAUCGAAGUCAUGCAAAACAUGAUGAGCAAUCGGCCAUUUAUCGAUAAAGCUAUUGAAACCAACUCCAGUGUCGAGACGAAAGGGAAACAAACACAGGCGGAAUUGAAUUAUAUCGAAAAAUCGUUAAAAACUAACAUAGAUAAUCAUUUAAAACAGAUGCUGGAAGAAUCAAAAAGUGCAAUUGAAAGGAUUUCUGUCGAAUUGGGAAAGCAAUACGUUGCAGACCAAAAAAAGCUUUACAGAUGUUGUCCCAACUGUACAUGUAAAAAACGAAAUCUGCAACCGGAAAUUAAGGAAAAGAUCGUCGUCAAGUGUUGCGCAAAUUGCAACUGUAAACGCAAGUUGCGAACCAAAGAAUACACACAUAUAUAUCAACAGACGGACAAUGUGCCACUAACGGUUUCGACUUGCAGUUGCCUAAGGCGAACAGCUCAGCAAGAGAGUAUUAGAACCCAUAAGAAACAAAAAAUGACUGGUGUUGAUGAAGAUGACGAAGAACUCAUGUAUACCGCAAGGUCCGAAGAACCUCCAACACAUUUUUCAAAAAUCGACCACCUCGAGCAAGAGCUGCUACGAGCGAAUGACACAAUUAUGGAACUACAAGAAAAGGCGUUGCAAGCCGAAAAACUGGCAGUCGAGAAUGCGGCAUUAAAGAGACACUCCGCUGAAAUUCAAGACAUUUCCAAGGCCCAGAUCGAGGACUUGGUACAGCAUUUGAAAAAGGCUAAAGAAAAUAUUGUGGAAUUAGAAACCAAGAGUUGUAGAUUGAAAUUUGACCUCAGCGCUUGUUUACGAGAGAAAGAUCAGUUGCAGGAAGCGUUAAAAGGGAAAAUGGGUACUUCAGAUCGCGAGUUGGCAGCUGCACCUGAUCUUGAUAUAAUUGCCAGGUUAAAGGUAGACUUGGAAAACUGUUUAAGCGAAAAAUCAGUUCUAUUAAAAACAAUCGAAGACCUGAAAAUGGAGGUCUUAAAAGGAAAACCCGAUUCAGAUGUGUUCGUUCAGUUGCAAUGUGAUCUCGAGAACUGCUUAAACGAGAAGAAGAAGUUAAUAAAGACAAUCGAAGAGCUUCAGUUAAAACUCCGCCAUGGAGAAAAAUAUGUGGCGGAUUUUGUUGAGCUUGAGAAAAUAGAACUAGAUCUGAAGAAUUGCAUUGAAGCAAAAAAACAGCUGGAACGCGACCUAGGGGAAUGUCUCAACCAGAAUGAAAAAAUGAAAGCCACUAUUGAGAACUAUCAAAAACAAAUUUCGACUAGAACAACGUUGGAUGACGAAUUGUUAAAAUUAAAGGAAACAUUAGAGGAAACAUUCAGGGAACGGGAUGAAUUAUUAGAAAAACUGGAUCUGUGUUUAAGUGAAAAAAAAAGCCUUACAGAUUCGUUUAACGAGAUGAAACGCGCAGUAGACUCUGGAAAAAUAAAAGAACUGCCUGACAUAACUGAAUUUGCACUGCUUAAAGCCAAUUUUGAAAAGUGUAUCCAGGAAAAAGAUAAAUUGUUAAUAAAAAUUGAAGCUCUGCAAACUACAGUUAAAGAGGCUAAUGAAAAGUUGAAUGAAAAUGCUAUGAUAACAAACAAUUUGGAAAAUGAAAAUGAAAAGUUACAGAACCUUGUAGAACAACUACAGCAUCAAAUUGAUCGAAAAGGGGAGCAAGCGUUUAUUGAUGAUUUAGAAAAAGAACUAGCAAACUGUUUGCGUGAAAAUCAGUAUCUCAAAAAUGUAAUUGGAGAACUAGAAAAGCAGAUUGCUUCUGAAGAGAAAGAGGGGCUUCUAACGGAUAAACUGAAACACGACUUACAAUCAAGCUUCAACGAAAGAAAUGCACUUUUGCAAAAAAAUUCUGAGUUAGAAGAAAUGUUAGACAAUUUCAGGACAGAACUGGACUUAUGCUCGACUCAAAAACAAAGUCUUCUGCAAAGCAUAGACGAAUUAAAAGCAACUCUUCAGUCGGAAGAUAUUCCCGACCUUACAGAAUUUGUAUUAUUAAAAGCCAAUCUCGACAAGAGCUUAAAAGAAAAAAGUAAUUUAACUAUUAAAAUUGGCAAAUUGCAGGAAGAAUUAGACAACACUAAGUCGCAAUUAGAAAUCUGCUUGAAUGAUAAAAGUGCAUUAAUGAAGAUCAUAGAUGACUUGGGGCAUGACAAUGUUAAAGCAUUUGCUGAAUUAGAAGCAAAUUUGGCCAAAUCUUUGGCGGAGAAGGAUUUAUUGACACAUGAAAUUCAGGAACUUGAGAAAAAAGUGAAAAGCGAUGAGCUUGGAAGAUGCAAAAUAGAUCUUGAGAAAUGUUCAAAAGAAAAUGAAACCCUUUUGAAAACGAUUGAUGAACUACAGUGGAGCAUCCGGUCGGAAAAGGCAGACGAUUUGCCUGGUUUGGCGGAGUUUAUUCAACAAAAAAAUAAAUUGGAAAGCGCAGUUGCAGAAAAUGAACAGCUGAAAAGUAAAAUGCAGAAUCUAUCCAAAACGGUGAACCAACUGUCUGCAGAAAAUGAUAAAUUAAAAUUGGAGCUUCAAACACUGGCAGUUACAAAUGAGCAACUCAAAAAUGAAAACCGAAGCUUAAAAAAUGCUCUAGACCAACAAGCCAUAGAAAAAGAACAAUUUGCAUCAGAGGUGAAGGCUCUUGUCACCGAAUUAAAACUGAUGAAAGAACAAAAACAAUUAGAAUCAAAAUUAAAAACCGACGAAAUUGAGAAGCUAAAGAAAGAGAAGGAUGAUUUGGAUAAAAUGCUGUCUAGUAACGUAAUGACGACGUCGCGCAGAGCUUUAAGUUUAGAAGAGCAACUGGACGGUCUCUCUAAAGAAAAUAAAGAACUUACUAAAGAAAUGGAGAGGUUAUUGGGUGUAAAUCGAACACUGGAAACAAGAAAUCAAGAUAUACUCUCGAAACUGCCAAAUCUCGAGUCAGCAAAUGAUAAAUUGAAAACAGAUUUAGCAAAAGUUAAACAAGAAAACCAAAAAUUGGCUAAGGACGUUGAGAGAAUGAAGAAGUUCGAAACUGAUGCUGGAAUUUUAGAAGAACUAAAAAAAGAAAAUGAGAGUCAGAAAGAUGAAAUAAGAAAUCUAUUGGAAAAACUAAAGCAACCACCUAUAACAGAAAAAAUAAGUAAAACAGCACUCGACCAGCAGCUCAAAGAAAAUGAAACUUUAAAAGCCAUCGUAGAUGACUUGCAAAACCAACUGAAACAUAUAACCAAGGAAAAGGCAGAGGCCAUUGGUCCAGGACAAGUAGAAGGGACAUUUUCAGCGCUGGCUGAUAAACUGGAAGAAAUGGAAAGGCGUGCUGAACUUGCAGAAGAAUCCCUAAGGAAGUUAAAGGCUAGCGAUCCGUCGGCCAUGCUAAAAUCAGAAUUGUCAAAGCUGCAAAAUGAGAUCGAACAAUUGAAAAAGGAGAAUAAUGCUCUGAAAAAGAUGAACGAAGAGACCGAGAAAACCAAAUCUACACUGAAAAGGGACCUUGAUAAUGCGUUAACUGAGAUAAAAAGGUUCGAAGAUGAAAAUGCUAAUCUAACGAAAGUUAAUGAAAAUUUACAGAAAGAAUUGCGAAAGUUUGCACAAGGGGUUCAUCCCGAAACUCUGAAGGCAGAAAAUGAAAGUCUUAAGGAAAAAUUGUUGAAUUUGGAAGACGAAAUAAACAACCUGCAAGUGACAAUUAGUAAGGCGCAUAAAGAAACUAGGGCUUGUGCCGAGACGAUGGGGCAGGUUCAAUCUGAAAAUGCCGAUUUAAAGAAAGCACUGGUCCAAACCCAAGUUGAAAAUGCCAAAAUACAAAAAGAAUUGACAACGGCAUUGGCAAACGCGAAAAAGUCGCGUGAGAAGUUGACCGCAACUGAAACGGAAAAUUCCAAAUUGAAACAGAAAGUAGUGGAUCUUGAGGAUCAAGCUACUCAAUUGAGGCGAGAACUAAACAAAAUUUUGGAGGAUGCCAAAAAAAGUGCUGACACUGUUUCCGAUUUGCAGAAGGAAAUAGUGAGUUUAAAACAGACUGUUGCAAAAUUAGAAGCAGAGAAGGUAAAAUUAGAACAUAGAGAAAAAGAAUCAGCAAAAGAAGUAAGUAAAUUAAAGCAGGCGGAAGAAUCGGCUGCGCAGCAUCGGAAUGAAAAUACCAAAUUGAAGAAACAGAUCGAUGAAUUGCAGAAAGAUAUCGAAGAUAUGAAAAGAAAAUUAGAACAAGAAAUAUCGGUAUCUAAGAAUAAAACUACCGAAAUAUCUAAUCUGCAAAACCAGAUAUCGCUUUUGAGGAAGAAGGUGUCAGAGUUGGAAAGCGAAAUUACGUAUCUACGGGAACAACUUGUGACAAGUGAUUUGAAAUCUGAAUAUGACAAACUUAAGAAGGUGCUUGGCGAUGCAGAAAAUCAAAAUGACAAAUUAAGGCACGACUUAGAGAAAGCCACAGGCGAUGCCAAAAAAUUUAAACAAGAUUUGAACGAAAGCAGACAAACAGAAAAAAAAUGCAAAGAAAAGUUAGCACAACUCGAAAACGAUAACAAAACAUUAAGGGAUAACAUAAACGAGAGUUUGGACAAUUUGAAAAAAAUUGAAUCCGCUAAGUUGGAAAUUGUAACCGAAAACUCAAAACUAAAAAAUGACUACGUUAUGUUGGAACAGGAGAACAAGAAACUGCGGAAAAAUCUCGACGCUGCUUUUGCAGAUCAAAAUAAGGCGACCUCGCAGGCUAAUGAAUUAAAGGAGCAAUAUGUGUUGGUUAGACAACGGACUUCACUACUCGAAGUCGAAAACGCAACAUUAAAAAACGAAUUGGACUCGAUUUUGAAUCAGCUAAAGGCAAGCAAAGAAGAAAAUACACACGCCAUAGAAGAAAAUAAAAAGGCGAAAGACAAAAUUAAUCGGUUGGAAAAAGAGAACGCGCAAGUCAAGAAGCUACUGAAAGAAACCCCCAAAGGGGCGAUACCACAGCCUGAUGAUGGUUUAACCUCUAAAUUGAUGUUGCUACAGGACAGUAAUCAAAAACUAAAACAAGAACUCGACGACGUGCGAAAUCAAAGCAAGGAAAAGGACAGAGAAUUGUCUAAAAUAAUAGGGGAGAACGCACAGUUAAAACAAAAACUAGAAGCCUCGAACGCAAAUCUGAAAAUAAACUUGGAUAAGGCUUCCGCAGAUCUCCAAAAAUUCACAGCCGAACGAAAAGAAAUGGAAAAGGAAUUAGCAAACAAACUAAAUGAAAUAAAAGUGGAAAAACAAGAGCUCGAGGCUAAAUUAGGGGAAUUACUCAAAAAAUAUGAAGCUGAUAGCGCACAAUCGAAAGCCGAAAAUGAAAGAUUAAAGGAGCGUCUCGCAAAGAUGCAGUCUGAAAAUGCUAAAUUAAAAAAAGAUUUAGAUUCGUCUUUGGCCGAUUUAAAGAAAAUCGCAGACAAUCUCUCUCGUGUUACUGACGAACGAAAUAAAUUCAGUCAAGAAUUGUCUAAAGUUCAGGCGGAUAACCAAAAACUUCGUAAGGAUCUCGAGUCUGCGAAAAGGGAUGUCAAAAAGGAGGAAAUGGGCGCCGGAGAUCUUAAAGUCGCAAACGAGAAAUUGAGGCAGCACUUACUCCAGUUGGAACAGGAUAAUGAAAAACUUAAGUCGGACCUUAACGAAGCAUUAGACGCGCAAAAGAACGCUACGUCCGAUCUCACUAAAUUGCGCGAGGAUGAAAGCAAAACAAAGUACAAGCUGGCUAAACUAGAAACUGAUAAUUUAAGAUACAAAAAGAACCUGGACAAAGCUGUGCAAGAUGCGGAGACAUCCAACUCUAAAGCAAUACAACUAAACCAAGAAAACGCUGCCUUGAAACAACAGUUAACCAAGCUGGAAAACGACAUUUCGCAGUUACGAAAAGAUCUGGAAACCAGAUUGGAUGCCGAAAAGGCCAAGGCUCGAAGUUUGACAAACGCACAAGCUGACAACGACAAAUUGAGGCGAAAUGUAAGAGAGUUGGAAGCGCUAAAUCAACAGCUGAAGAAUGACUUGGACGCCGCUUUAAAAGCCGCGAGGUCCAGUUCAGAUAGCGUUGAUACUUUAAAAAAGGAAAACGACAACCAGCGGAAGAAAAUUGCUCGGUUGGAAGCAGAAAUUGCGAAAUUACAAAACGACUUGGAAAAAGCAAAUGCCGAGCCUGCGAGAAAGGUACCAGACGAGAAAGAACACCGCAAAGAAUUGGCUCGAUUAGAAGUCGAUAACGACAAAUUGAAGCAAGAGCUUUCCAGGGCGUUAGAUGAAACAAAACAAUUAGCCAAUCUUCGAGAAAACGUGGACAGACUGAAGCAGCAAGCUUCGCGAAAGGACGGGGAAGUGGAGAGCUUAAAAAAAGAAUUGGCGAUUUCUGCGGAUCAAGCAAAAAAGAUUUCGUCUGAAUUAAGUAAACUUAAGGAGGGCGAAGCAAAAAUGAAACAGAACCUCGCACAACUUCGCUCGGAAAACGUUAGAUUGAAAAAGGAAUUGGACGCCUCUUUAAACGAUAACAAAAUUAAAAACGAAGAAAUCGUUAGGCUGAAAAGCGAGAAUGAUAAACUGGAAGCAAAAGUGAGACAGUUGGAAAAGGAUGUGGAACAACUCAAGAAAAAACUGAUUGACGAACAAAAUAAGGCGAAGGGCGCGUCGAACGAAUUGUCGGAGCUAAAAGACAAAAAUAUCGAAUUUAGACAAAAAAUUAGCCAACUGGAGGGGGAUAAUCUCAAACUUAGAAGCGAAGCUGAACGGUUUCGAGGUGCGGACAAGGCAACGGAAAAGCUCGAAAGCGAGAACAGAAAACUUCGGCAAGAAAAAUCGAAGCUUCUGGCAGAUAUUAAUGAACUUACGAAGAAAUUGAUGGCAAUGGAAUCACUUGCUGCGGAAAACGAACAGCUGAAAAUGGAGAUUUCGCAAUUGAGACAAGAAAUCAACGGGUUGAAGAACGAAUUGACUAAAGUCCAAAGAGAAUUAAAAGAUGCAGCCAAGUCCAUGAAAAAAUUGGACCAAGAGAAUGGAAAAAUUAAAAACGAAAAUAACAGUAUGCAGAAGAAACUGGACGAAAUCAACAACCUUCUCAACGAUACUUUGCAACAACUCGAGAAGUUUAAAGAAACCGAUAUCGAACAAUACCUAGAACAAAUUAAAGAAAGCGAAAAAAAAAUAAAACAGCUGCAAACCCAAAUUUCUCAAGAAAAGAAGAACAGCAAAGAAGUCAUCGCUUCCCUUAAGGCCCAGUUCGACAAAGACAUAAAAAAUAUGAUGAAGAGUAAUGAAGAAGACCUCAACAGACUUCAAAAAAUUAAUGAAAAAUACGUAAAGGAGUUGGAAGAAAAGAACAUGGCCUUAAAUGACGCGCUCGCUAUCGCAACAAGGGAAAUGGAGUUGGUUAGAAAAGAGCGAGAUCGAUUAAAAAAUUUGCUGGAUGAGCAAAAGCGAAAAAGCCUCGAAAUUAAAGAUAAGGUGGGGGAAGUCGAACAAAUUCUCGCUAGAGAAAGGAGAAAAAGUAAAGAAAUGGAAAAGAAACAGAAGGAGCAAAAGGGCAAAGCAGACAUGUUGCAAGACGAAGUUGAAAAAAUACGACAAAGAUCGUUCGAUAUCUUGAAGGAAAGAGACAGUAUAGAAAAACAGUUGGUGGCUUUAAGGAGAGAAAAGGAAGAUCUGGAAAAGAUAAGAGCUGAAAAUAAGGAGAAAAAAAUUUUACCGGAACUUGCAGAUAGUAUUAUUCAUAAGGAUGGGGAAAUUAAACUAAAAAAAGAUAGGCUAACUAUGGCCACAUUUGAGACUGUGUCAUUAGCACCCGAUGUUAUUCCUAUAACAGCUCCUCUCUCGGAUACGGAAUUAAGAUAUUUCGGCAAAAAACCUUGCCCGUGUUCCGUAACAUUCGAAGAUGCUUUGAAAAAGGCUGCCAAAAAGGGACUUAAAUCGCUCUCGAUUGAAGAGCUUCAGCUGAUUCAUAACAAUAUAAGUGAAGUGGUUGCAACGAUUUUGGAGAAAUAUGGACAGAAAACCGGUGUUCUCAAAUCAAAUGAAGGGGAUAAACUGUCUUUGCUGAGGCGAAUAGCUGAACUUGAAGGCGAUUUAAUGAAGAAACAAAAACAAGCCCAACAGAAAAUUGCCGAAGUGCAGCACGCAGUCCGAAAUGAAAAAGAAAAGAUAACGAAACUUAGGAAGAAGUUAGCAUCGGAUAAAUCGAGAAAUGAUAUUGAGGAAUUAUCAGAAAUUCCUGAGAUGCUUACCAAGAGAGGAAAAAAUUUAGAGGAUUUGAAAAGUGAGCUGGAGAAGAAACUUAAUAACGAGUUGAUAAAUAAAAUGAAACUGGAGGAACAAUUAAAGGAAUACAAAACUACCGAAGUGCCCGUUAAGGAAGUAUUGCGUAAAUCACGAUCUCACCAAUGUACAGCUAGACGCUGAAAGGUAACACAACUAGGAUCGUAAAAUGGCGUGACGUGUCCAACAGUGAACGAAAAUUUCAAUGUUUGUCUGAAAUAAAUAUAACAGGU
Molecule: messenger RNA, 20022 nt
Organism: Cylas formicarius (sweet potato weevil)
Lineage: Eukaryota; Metazoa; Arthropoda; Insecta; Coleoptera; Brentidae
Exons: 34
Coding region: 110-19933 (6607 amino acids)
Cellular component (GO): cytoskeleton
Source: RefSeq, a predicted model, not a curated record